Wasmannia auropunctata (little fire ant) is the source of this 2844-nucleotide messenger RNA. RefSeq lists its product as uncharacterized. NCBI's taxonomy places the organism in Eukaryota, Metazoa, Arthropoda, Insecta, Hymenoptera, Formicidae. Bases 902 to 2110 code for a protein of 402 amino acids. The transcript is spliced from 3 exons. The record is from RefSeq and is a predicted model, not a curated record.
UAGUGCGUGCCUUGCGUGCGUGGGUGGGUGGGUGUCUGUUGGCGACCGCCAACACGCUCGUGCACACCGCGCGAUUUCUCCGCGCGCGCCCUGCCCUGCCUCGCGAGCGCGAGCCGCCGCCGCGGUCGAACUGAUAUAUACCGUGUAUACGCGCCACCCGACGCGCGGCCUGCGUCGCGGAGUCUCGUCGUCGCCCGGAGUCGUGGUGACCCGGCGUCGUCGCACGCGCACACGUUGUACGUACACGUACGUCGCCCGAGUGGAAGGAGAGAGAGAGAUAGAGAGAGAGAAAAAAAGAAAAUGAAAUAUGUCGCCCCUCCGUCUGGAGGAUUCGACGCCGCUGCCCGCGCACCAGUGACUGGUCCGCUGGUACGAUGACAACACCGCGACCGUGCCAACGACGGAUGAUUGCACCGGAGUACGGUCACGCGCUCACGCCUCCCGCGUGCCUCGUUGGGGAAUAAACGUCAGGCGAAACGGGUGUUUCUCGCGUGCCGAGCCGAACCUGCGUGCGUGUGUGUCUGUCAGCCAUCAUGAUCGCCCGCGAGUCAUGACUUCUGUGCAGCUCCACAAUUUCUGACGUCUCGCCCUCCCCCCUACCCCUCCACCCCCACCCGGAGAGUGGCAUGUGUUUUGACCGCCUGUCGUCCACGUGCCUCAGACGUUUGUAAACUGUAAGGGUCCUCGUUUUCCUCGGGAGGAUCGAGAGAGAAGGAGAUUUCGGGCAGGAGUGACGAGGAUGUGUCCCUCGUCACCGACUCUUGAACACCUGGAUGUUUCAGGUUUAAAUCUCUGAGAGAGAGAAUCAACAGGUUCUCCUAUCCCUAGUUGGUGUCUCACGUUGAUAAGUCCAAGUAUGAGAGGUCCAGCGGAGGAAAAUGGAUACCGGUAAAGUAUCAGCAUGCGCGAAAAGUCAGCAGAAUGCCAUGCUCACGCAGGUCACGUGAGGGGCACGACAGAGAUGUGCUCGCGUGAUCCACCUACAUUGCACCCGACCCUCGCCAAGGCAAACGGUAAAAAUUCAAGUCCCCAGCCAGCUCAUCACACGGAGGCGCAACGUAUCGACGGCGCUCUGCUGCCAACCCCUGGUGGUCGCCUGAAGUUCUUCAAGGAUGGAAAGUUCAUCCUGGAAUUGUCUCAUCGCAGGGACGGUGAGAAGACUACGUGGUUUCCCGUGCCGAAGAAAACCUUCUGGCCACCCGCCAGCACCAUCCCGAAUCGACAGGAGAGCUCCACUUCCCUCAGUGUUUCCGAUGACAAUUCGUCGGUCCAAUCCAGUCCUUGGCAGAGAGAUCACUGCUGGAAGCAGACCCAUCCCCGACGCAGGAUAACCACGGAGUUCAAUUUUUAUUAUCGUCGAAACCCGAGGACUCGCCUGUGCGCGCAUCUUCGCCUGAUAGCGAGGAAACGCAGACGCCCGUUGGAUUCCACGACCGUGGUCCCAGUUCCGGAAUCGACGGCCUAUCCGGCGAGAACGUCGCGGAAAUUGAAUGGCACGUCGUCGUCGCCGUCGUCGUCGUCGUCGUCGGGCAAAGUGCUGAGCCUGAUCAUCGAUAAGCUGGCGCGCCUGCUGGAUCCUAACGUCGUGUCACCUCGCAAGCGCAUACUGCGAGAGCUCGAGAGAGUCUCGCUGGAGGAUCAGGCGUCCAAGAGACGGGCCACGCCGCAGCCGGUUUGCACGACGAGCGCGCCGCCGACUCCCUCCUCGAAGCAAGUGUCGUCGUACAGUAUAACGAGUAUCCUGGGGGAGGACAAGCCGAGUCCCGAGCCGGGUUUCCUGAGGACACUGCUGAAGCCGGACGACCGGCAGCCUGUGAAAUACUCAUCGACCAACGCCUACCCGAGGGUACGAAUCGAUCCCUACAUCGGAUCCAGCAAUACGUCCGUACACCAUCCGCUCUACGGGAUACCGAUGUUGCCUGGACCGUACAGGGCGGCGCCUUUAUGGAUGGCGCCUCAUUAUCCAUCUCCCGUCCACUAUUCGCCUCCUAUGCAGUUGUACGCAUCGCCGCAUUCUCAUCCAUUGUCCCCACAUUACAAAGACUACAGGGAACAAACUCUCACACCUCCUUCAGAUACGCCUCUGAAUCUGUCGAAGCAUGCGGGUUGAAUCUCAGGAUCCCAAUAGAGUUGGUGCCUUACGAGUGGACAAGAUACUACGCAAACACUGCCCGUGCAACGACAAUGCGAUAUAUAUUAGUAUUUUUUUAUUCAUAAAACAAUAGUAUCUUAGCAAGUAGAGAAAGAGAAGAGAGAGAGAGAGAGAGAGAGAGCGAGCGAGAGAGAGAGAGACACAGGUACAGGAUGAAGCCAGGUAGAUUGGAUUUUGGGAGAGCUAUACUUGUACAUACAAAUGCAUAAAUUUGUCAAUGGCGGCAUAGGUAUUUUAUAUUAAUAUUACGCAAGAUUCAAAAAGAAAAAAGGAAAAAAAUCGUGAGUGGUAAUAUACAAAAACGUUAUGGAUAAAAAAAAAUGCAACUGUGUGUGUAUUACACGUGUUUUAUCGUUACGCGACCUGCGAGUAAAGCCGCGUAAAGUAAGAAAAGAAAAGAGAGAGAAAAAAAAAGAAUCGGUGCGCGAUUUUUUAAAAUUAUUUAAAACGAUCGUAAACUCACUGUAUAUGUAGUCGACGCGGGAAUGUGUCGGCAGUCGAACGAGUGUCAUUCGUACGUUUUUAUUUUCGACAUUGCUAUUCGUAUUUUGUAUAUCGCGGACGAGGACGCGGGUGAGCACGCGCGUCGUAAGCCUGUGCACGAGCAGGUCUCAUCCUGUGCAUCUCAUUUAUGCAUUUUCCCGUUAUUCUUAUAACGUUACUUGUCAUUAUUAUCAUUAAUGAAAAAAAAA